CCUGGCGGCGGCGGCGCGGUGGGUCCGGCAUGAGCGAGGCGCGGCUGCGGCCCGGGCGCGGCCCCGGAGGGGCCCGAGACCCCCAGGACAAGGAGUCAGAGUCUGAGAACAGGCUGGAUGGAGAGACAGCGUCAGACAGCGAGAGCAAGUCUGAGUUCGGGGGAUCCUCCCCAGUGCCCACCUCAGAUGACACCCCAGAGGUGCUGAACAGGGCCCUCUCCAACCUGUCCUCGAGAUGGAAGAACUGGUGGGUGAGAGGGAUCCUGACGCUGGCCAUGAUCACCUUCUUCUUCAUCAUCAUCUACCUGGGCCCCAUGGUCCUGAUGACAAUAGUGAUGUGUGUGCAGAUCAAAUGCUUCCACGAGAUCAUCACCAUCGGCUACAACGUCUACCACUCCUACGACCUGCCCUGGUUCAGGACACUCAGCUGGUAUUUCCUGCUGUGUGUGAAUUAUUUCUUCUACGGGGAGACAGUGACCGAUUAUUUCUUCACGCUGGUGCAGAGGGAGGAGCCGCUGAGGAUCCUCAGCAAAUACCAUCGCUUCAUCUCCUUCGCCCUCUACCUCACAGGGUUCUGCAUGUUCGUGCUGAGCCUGGUGAAGAAGCAUUACCGCCUGCAGUUCUACAUGUUUGGCUGGACCCAUGUGACGUUGCUGAUCGUGGUCACCCAGUCCCACCUCAUCAUCCACAACCUGUUUGAAGGCAUGAUCUGGUUCAUCGUGCCCAUCUCCUGUGUGAUCUGCAACGACAUCAUGGCCUACAUGUUCGGCUUCUUCUUCGGCCGCACGCCGCUCAUCAAGCUCUCCCCAAAGAAGACCUGGGAGGGUUUUAUUGGAGGAUUUUUCUCCACUGUUCUCUUUGGGUUGCUGCUGUCCUACGUGAUGUCGGGGUACCGCUGCUUCACCUGCCCCGUGGAGUUCAACAACGACACCAACAGCUUCACCGUGGACUGCGAGCCCUCCGAGCUCUUCCAGCUGCAGGAGUACAACAUCCCCGGGCUGCUGCACUCCCUGCUGGGCUGGAGGACCGUGAGGAUGUACCCAUUCCAGAUCCACAGCAUCGCCCUGUCCACCUUCGCCUCCCUCAUCGGGCCCUUCGGAGGCUUCUUCGCCAGCGGCUUCAAGAGGGCCUUCAAAAUCAAGGACUUUGCCAACACCAUCCCAGGCCACGGGGGCAUCAUGGAUCGCUUCGACUGCCAGUACCUGAUGGCCACCUUUGUCAACGUCUACAUCGCCAGCUUCAUCAGGGGCCCCAACCCCAGCAAACUGAUCCAGCAGUUCCUGACCCUGAGGCCAGAGCAGCAGCUGCACAUCUUCAACACCCUCAAAGCUCACCUGGUGGACAGGGGAGUGCUGGCCAGCCUGGAGGACGCAUAGGCAGGAGCUUGGAGCAGGACUGAGAGCACCCAGGCCUCCUCCAGGGAGUUCCCUGGUUUAAGACAAUAACAAGGCCUCAUUUCACUGUAACUUUUUCUUCCUUUCUUGGUAAAUGUUUGCAUUUGUGGUUUAUUUUAUUUUUUUUUCUAAAUAAUAUAUUUAUAGAGCUUUGGUUCAAACGAGCAAAUGUGGGGUUUGUAGCUGAGGAGGAGGUGAGGGUGGGUGGAGCAGGAGUGUUCAAAGUGCUCUGAGCCUCCUGCUCAGGGGGCAGCUCUGGGACCCUCCUCGUGUGCUGGGGGUGCUGGGGAAUCGUCCCAGGGCAGAUUCCUGCCUGUGGGAGUCUCCUUGCACAGGGAGAGGAUCCUGUGUGAGCCCAUUCCCCCUGCAGCUGCUCUCACUGCUGCUCCUGCAGUGCCUCUCACAUUCCCUCCCUUCUGUCCUGGCAAAUCAGAUUUUUGUGGCCACUCCGAGCAGGAGCAGGCUGGGCACAGGGAGUGGCAGCUUCAGAUUCCCCCAGAACCCGUGGAAGCAAACGAGAUUUAAAGAGCAGUGAAGUUUCAUUGAGCAAUUCCUGCCAGGUGAGAACAACUUCUGAACACCUGGGUUUGUUUCCCCCAUUCAAUAACUUUUAGAAACCUUUAAUUCAAUAACCUUUAGAAACCUUUAAUUCAAUAACCUUUAGAAACCACACUUCUUCAUUUCUCCAAGCUUGGAAAGCCCACACUGGGGUGUUGAAGGAGCCUGGGAGCAGUGUCCAGGCAGUUUCCUUGCUGCAGCUGGGGGUUUUGUGUUCUUUCAGGGAUCAUGUCUGUUUGUUACUUGAGUUGUAGAAGUCGUGCUGCUGAGUUUACCAAGGUCUGUGUUGCAUUUCAGUCUGGGUUCAUUUCUCUGCAGGCUUCUGUCCUGCUUUGCUCACUGAAUCUUGUCAGAAGUAGUUUGUACUUUAUAGCUGCAGGUUUUAUGAAGUACCUUCCUUUAUUUUGUCAUACUUUUUUAUUAUUUAAAAACGAGAGAGCCCUAAAGAUUGUAAAACUUUCCUUUUAUUUUAUUUUUUUUUUUGUUACCAGAUAGUGAAAAUAUCCCCAUUUACCCCUCGUGCAAACACGAGGGGACUCUGAUUUUCCUUCUUUCCAUAGUUUGUGCAUGGGAGAGAGAAACUUUACCUUGUUUUAGCCCAGGGAACAAGUGACAGGGAGAGCUCAUGCAGAAAUAAAUACAUUGGAGUUUUCAAGCAGUUGCUGCCACAAACCUUCAGCCACACAUGAGCCCCUGCACCUGCUUGGCAUCAGCAGAGAACCAACCACCUGAAAAUGCCCCAGGUUCAGAGCUCUUCCCACACUGAGUGUGUGUGAAUACACAGCAGAGGUGCAGCCCCUCUCCUGCUCUCCUUGGGCUGGGCUCUGCUCCCUGGGCAGGUGUUGGAUGCAAAGCACAGGAGGCUCUGCUCAGUUGCUCAAUUUCUGCUGCCCUGGGCACUCCAGGACUGGCUUUGGUGUUCAUGCCCAUUUCUCCUGGUUGUGAUUUCUCCUGUGCUUGCUCCCUAGCAGCUGCAAUUAGGUUUUAUUUCUUUUCUGUCCAUGGAGCAGGUGUUGGUGCAGGCCCCUGACACAGAAACUGCAGAGGAUUACAGAGGUGCUCCCACCUUGCCCAGGGCAGUAUUUGGGCUGUGUUUAACGUGGGGCAGUGCCAGGGGGGCUGCAGCAGCUGGGGCUGCCUGGUGCUCCUGCCCUUUGCCCGAAUGCCCAGGCAGAGGUGCCAGUGUUGAUAAAUAUCCCCAAGCUGUGCUCUGUCCUUAGUGAGAAAUCCCCUGGUGGGUUUUUAGUCUCCUGCUCGUCUGCUUUAACCCUUUAGUUCCUCUCCUGCUGUGAGCAGCAGGGCAGAGCUUUGCUGGGGCAGGGCUGUCAGUGCUGCCUGUGGGCACUGGAGGGCAAAGCAGCUCCAGGGAGCAGCUGAGGGAGCAGCAGCAGCAGCUCUGCCUGGGCUGGCCUGCCAGGAGGGCCUGGUCAGAAAUGAAUUCUGUGAUGAGAAAUGGCCUGGUCAAAAGUGAAUUCUGUGAUGAGAAAUGGCCUGGUCAAAUGUGAAUUCUGUGAUGAGAAAUGGCCUGGUCAAAAGUGAAUUCUGUGACGAGAAAUGGCCUGGUCAAAAGUGAAUUCUGUGACGAGAAAUGGCCUGGUCAAAAGUGAAUUCUGUGAUGAGAAAUGGCCUGAUCAAAUGUGAAUUCUGUGAUGAAAAAUGUCCUGAUCAGAAAUGAAUUCUGUGAUGAGAAAUGGCCUGAUCAAAAGUGAAUUCUGUGAUGAGAAAUGGCCUGAUCAAAUGUGAAUUCUGUGACGAGAAAUGGCCUGAUCAAAUGUGAAUUCUGUGAUGAGAAAUGGCCUGAUCAAAUGUGAAUUCUGUGACGAAAAAUGGCCUGAUCAGAAAUUAAUUCCCUGAUCAGAAAACGUCCUGAUUAAAAAUGUCCUGAUCAGAAAUUAAUUCUGCAAUGAGAAAUGUCCUGAUCAGACAAUGCCCUGAUGAGAAAAUUCUCUGAUCAGAAAUUAAUUCCCUGAUCAGAAAAUGUCCUGAUUAGAAAAUUCUCUGAUUAGAAAAUUCUGACUAGAAAAUGCCCUGAUCAGACAUUCCUUGAUCAGAAAAUUCCCUCAUCAGACAAUUCCCUGAUCAGGCAAUACCCUGAUUAGAAAAUGCCCUGAUCAGACAUUCAGACAUUCCUUGAUCAGACAUUCCCUGAUCAGAAAUGCCCUGACCAGUUUUAUUCCUGCCCCUCCCUGCAAACCCGGGCUGCUCCUCAGGGGCAGAGCUGCCUGGGGAGGGUUUCCUGUAUGGGAAAAGUCCCUUAGGAGCCAUUGAAGGGUGGGAACAGUGGAGGCAGGGAUGGAGCUGGGGUCUGGGGCUGUCUGCAGGUCGUGCAGCUGAGCUCACAGGGCUGGGGGCUGAGUGGGACCCUGGGUUUGGGAUGGAGGGGGGAUUCAAUCUUGUCCCUCCUCCUUUGCCAUGGGCAGGGAACGUCCUGCAGGUGUGAGCUGGGAUGGAAUUUGGGAAGCAUGGAAGCUGCUGGCCUGGCCCUGGCUGUUGCUGCUGCCCAGGGAUGUGCAGGAGCCCACAGGGCCCUGGGGACGCUGAACUUGAGGAAUGUGGGGACAAAGUGACCCCAGGGGUGGGGUGUGCAGGGCUGGGGCUCAGCCUGGCACAGGAAAAGGUUCGGAGCAGGGAAGGUGCAAAGGUUCAGAGCAGGGCAGGGCAGGGCAGCUGCUGCCAGCUGGGAGGAGGGGACAGGAGCCCCUGCCGAGGUCCCAGGUGUGGAGCCACCAGCCAGGGAGGGGCAGUGCCCGUGGGGAUGGCACACUGGGCACCCCCAGGUGUUUACUGGGUUUGGACACGGGUUUGACCCAAGGCUGGGCCAGGCCUGGGGACAUCUGGGUGGGAAUUUUGCUUUUCCCUGCCUGGUUGUGGCCCAGGUGGGGCUGGCCCUGCUCAGGAAGGCAUCAGACCUGGGAUCAGCCUGGGUUAAACAGAGUUAGGAGGGUGAAAGAGAAUUCCCAGGGUUAAACAGGAUUCCCAGGGUGAAACAGAAUUACCAAGGUGAAACUGAGUUACCAGGGUGAAACAGGAUUCCCAGGGUAAACAGAAUUCCUGGAGUUGAACAGAAUUCCUGGAGCUGAACAGAAUUCCUGGAGCUGAACAGGAUUCCCUGGGUUAAACAGAAUUCCCAGGGUCCAGCAGUGCCCCUGAGCUGAGGAGCAUCUCUCGAGUGGAGCUGAGAUCCUGCAGCAUUCCCCAGAGCUGGGCUGUGCCAUCCCAGUGUCCCCUCCAGGGAGUGUCCCCUCCAUGGAAUGUCCCCUCCAGGGAGUGUCCCCUCCAGGGAGUGUCCCCUGUGUCCCCUGUGUGCAGGCAGUGCCCAGGCCCGGCUGGGGGCCCUGCCCUGUCCCCCUGCCCUGGCUGGGUGCUGGUGGCCCCUCCUGGGGACAGCUCUGUCCCCAAGGCCCCGUGGCAGCCCCGGUGGCAGCUCUGUGCUCCUGUGCAGCCCCUGCUCUCCAGCCCUGGCUGUUCUUUCUCUGUGCUUUGGUUUUGGUUCCAGUUCUAGCUGCACACGUAGAGUUGCCUUCCUUUGACCGAAUGUUCGAAUGUGAAAUAUUGUAUAUUUUAAAGUAUUUACCCUAUUUAUAUACUGUAUGUUACUGUUAAAUAAAUAUAAAUUCCAUUA
Agelaius phoeniceus (red-winged blackbird) is the source of this 5574-nucleotide messenger RNA. RefSeq names its product CDP-diacylglycerol synthase 2 (gene CDS2). Gene Ontology annotation, cellular component: endoplasmic reticulum membrane. Lineage: Eukaryota; Metazoa; Chordata; Aves; Passeriformes; Icteridae. The record is from RefSeq and is a predicted model, not a curated record. Gene Ontology annotation, molecular function: phosphatidate cytidylyltransferase activity.